UACGUCAAACUCUCUCUGCACAGAGUUAAAUUGAGUUUGUGUCUCGUAAUUUGUCCUUUUGAGCGAAAAUGGUGAAAGCAACCAAGGCCGAGAAGAAGAUCGCGUACGACGCCAAGCUAUGUCAGCUUAUCGAUGAAUACACCCAGAUCUUGGUCGUUGCGGCCGAUAACGUCGGAUCAACUCAGCUCCAGAACAUCAGAAAGGGUCUUCGUGGAGACUCUGUGGUGCUUAUGGGAAAGAACACUAUGAUGAAGCGUUCCGUUAGGAUGCACUCUGAGAACACCGGAAACACUUCUAUCCUGAAUCUGCUUCCUCUCCUUCAGGGAAACGUUGGUUUAAUCUUUACCAAAGGUGACCUCAAGGAAGUGAGUGAGGAGGUUGCUAAGUACAAGGUUGGUGCUCCUGCUCGUGUGGGUUUGGUUGCCCCAAUUGAUGUCGUUGUCCAACCUGGCAACACUGGUCUCGACCCGUCCCAGACAUCUUUCUUCCAGGUGCUUAACAUCCCAACCAAGAUUAACAAGGGUACUGUUGAAAUUAUCACCCCUGUGGAGCUCAUCAAGCAAGGUGACAAGGUUGGGUCUUCUGAGGCUGCCCUUCUAGCCAAGCUUGGCAUCAGGCCGUUCUCAUAUGGUCUUGUUGUCCAAUCGGUUUAUGACAAUGGUUCAGUCUUCAGCCCAGAGGUUCUUGAUCUUACAGAAGAUCAGCUUGUGGAGAAGUUUGCUUCUGGUAUCUCUAUGGUCACUUCCUUGGCCUUAGCUGUAUCUUACCCUACCCUUGCUGCUGCACCGCAUAUGUUCAUCAAUGCCUACAAGAAUGCCUUGGCUAUUGCUGUUGCCACUGAGUACACCUUCCCUCAAGCAGAGAAGGUUAAGGAGUUCUUGAAGGAUCCUAGCAAGUUUGCUGUUGCUGUAGCAGCUGUGUCUGCGGAUGCAGGUGGUGGUGCUCAAGCUGCAGCUGCUCCUAAAGUAGAGGAGAAGAAAGAAGAAUCUGAUGAAGAAGACUACGACGGUGGUUUUGGUUUGUUCGAUGAAGAGUAGAUUUUGUCUAUCAAGGUUUUACCUUUUUGUCAUGACUGAUAAAUGUUACUUCGUUUUUAGAAUGUUUACCUCAAUUUUCUUGGUUUUGGCCAGUUCAGAUUUUUAUGGUACUGUCUUUUAUUAUGGAGUUUUCAAUAUUUUUUUUGGGUGUUAUGGCCAAUUAUGUUUUUUUA
This is a messenger RNA of Capsella rubella, 1210 nucleotides long. Its product is annotated as 60S acidic ribosomal protein P0-3. The coding region runs from base 69 to 1037 and encodes 322 amino acids. Gene Ontology annotation, molecular function: large ribosomal subunit rRNA binding; structural constituent of ribosome. Gene Ontology annotation, cellular component: cytosolic large ribosomal subunit. The transcript has 5 exons. The record is from RefSeq and is a predicted model, not a curated record. Lineage: Eukaryota; Viridiplantae; Streptophyta; Magnoliopsida; Brassicales; Brassicaceae. Gene Ontology annotation, biological process: cytoplasmic translation; ribosomal large subunit assembly; ribosome biogenesis.